AAUUUGUUGACAUUUUUUUGACAAAAUGAAUCAUUUCUUUUUGAUUAUUAUUUUUAUUGUUCUCCUUACGCUUAAUUUCGAUUACGUGGCAUCUCAAUGCAAGUGCAAAGACCCAUUUUAUAGUGCCUCCUGUCAACUUGAUUCCGAUUGUUCGAAAUAUCCGGGAUAUGUUUGUUCAAAUAAUCCUAGGCAAUGGGCAAAAUAUAGAACAUGUAUUUUUGGGUGUCAUAGUGACGAUAAUUGCAAUACUGAAAGAAAUAGUAAAUGUUUGAAAACAUUUUAUCCACACUGGUUUUGUAAUUGCACUAGUGAUGUCGAUUGUCAUAGUUUUGGCCAUUGUUAUAAUGGUAUCUGUUCAACAUUUUAAAUCGUCAUGUCAGUAUUAAUUGCAAAAAAGAAUGUUUAGGAAAAUUGCUUGUAAAUUUAGUCCAGCUGUUUAUGUUAGAAUUUUUUUAGUACAGUCGACCCCCCUUUAUAGGCACCUCCUAUAUAAGAACUCCCUCCUUAAGGCACACAUUUUUUAGUCCGGAUUUUUUUAUAUAGUAAAAUACCCCUUUUAUAAUCACAUAUAAAAUUCGAGCAUCCUUAUCGUCCACCAGGUUUAACUGAAUUUUGAUUGGACAGAAAUCAAUUAUUUUGGCGUAACAUUUAUCUCAAUUCAAA
Messenger RNA from Rhizophagus irregularis DAOM 181602=DAOM 197198, 663 nucleotides. The record is from RefSeq and is a predicted model, not a curated record. Lineage: Eukaryota; Fungi; Glomeromycota; Glomeromycetes; Glomerales; Glomeraceae.